Molecule: messenger RNA, 915 nt
Organism: Vollenhovia emeryi
Lineage: Eukaryota; Metazoa; Arthropoda; Insecta; Hymenoptera; Formicidae
Gene: mRpL43
Product: 39S ribosomal protein L43, mitochondrial
Exons: 4
Coding region: 94-699 (201 amino acids)
Biological process (GO): mitochondrial translation
Cellular component (GO): mitochondrial large ribosomal subunit
Molecular function (GO): structural constituent of ribosome
Source: RefSeq, a predicted model, not a curated record
CUUAUCGGAGUCGGACCAGUAUCACUCGCGCUUCAGACCAAUCGAGUUGGAGGCAUUUCUGGUUACUCUCGAGUUCCAAUUAGGAGGAACAUUAUGUCGAAUAAACAUUUGUUUAUGAAAGCGGGAUUUCCGCGGGCACCCGUUGGUCUCGGGAUCGGACGUUAUGUUUGUCAAUUGCAGAGAGUAACUUUAAAGUUUUGCAAAAGUCACGGUUCGAGUCGAGGAAUGAGAGGGUUUAUAGAGCACGAUUUAGUCGAUUACGCGAAAGAAAAUCCAGGAGUGGUGGUAUACGUUAAACCAAGAAGGCACAGACAUCCGGUGGUAGUCGCCGAAUACCUGAACGGCGAUAGACAAUGGAUGCCGGUUGCUAAUUAUAGUCGGGACGAUAUUGUAAAAUGGAUGGAAUUGUUGCGGACGCAAUUUCACGAUGGUCCUUCGCUAAGAUUGCGUAAACUAUGGCACACGGAGUUUCCAUCGAUUCAAGGACCGUGGACACCGUUUACCUUUAGAAAUCCCAUGUUAAAUCUAGCACAAUUUCCUAAUAAAGAGCUUGGUGCAGCUGUUAAGCUUGCUCCUACAGCGACGGAACAACUUGUCAAAUUGUUCAAGGCUCAGCAGUUGACUGACGACACAGCCAACGAUUCCACAAAAGCUGAUAAAGAUGCCGAACAAGCUUCAGAGUGUGUUCAGAGAGCAUAAUUUUUUUAUGCGUUUUAGUUUAAAGCAGACACCUUAUUUCUAAUUCAUAGAUAAAAGGAGCAGAAUAUUGUAUAAAUAUACAUUGUAUAAAAAGUAUAAUCACGUGUAUUUCAUAAAUGCAAUUGAUACAUGGAAAGUUUUAUCAAGUAUGCGUACAUAAAGUACAACUCUGCAGGAUAUAAUCAUCAAGUAUAUAAUGAAAGAUUUAACACAAUA